This is a messenger RNA of [Candida] anglica, 861 nucleotides long. The record is from the annotation of a GenBank genome assembly. Lineage: Eukaryota; Fungi; Ascomycota; Pichiomycetes; Serinales; Debaryomycetaceae.
CGAAAUUCCGGAAUUUUGCAAAGAGUAAUUCUUUAAACACAUCAAAAUUCAAUAUGGCAGAAUCUAAAGCAUCCACACAGUCCAGUCUUCACAGCACUCCGGACGUCCCUAUCGGAUAUGUCACUCAUCAUGGAGAUAACCUGGAAUAUGUAAUUUUGGGUAAUAAGAAAUAUCUUAAACAUGAGCUUAUGGCGGCCUUCGGUGGUACUAUGAAUCCUGGUGUUCAACCAUACCCGACCAACCAAUUUGCCAAUCCAGCUCCUCUCGGACUUUCUGCGUUUGCAUUCACUACGUUCGUCUUAUCCAUGUAUAAUGCCAAGGCUAUGGGUAUUACAAUCCCCAACGUGGUAGUAUCGGCCGCUUGUAUUUAUGGAGGUGCAAUCCAAUUUCUUGCAGGUGUAUGGGAGUUGGCUAUUGGUAACACUUUUGGUGGUACUGCCUUAGCUUCAUAUGGUAGUUUCUGGCUCUCAUUUUCUGCCAUCUAUAUCGAAAGUUUUGGCAUUGCCGCUGCUUAUGAAGACCCACAAAUGUUUGAAAAUGCAGUUGGGUUUUAUCUCAUCGGUUGGGCUAUAGUUACAUUUAUGUUUGUAUUAACUACUUCAAAGUCUACCGUUAUGUUUUUUGCAUUAUUUGCAUUUUUGUGUUUAACAUUCAUUUUACUUGGGAUAGGCUCAUUGACUGGGAAGGAAGGCGUCACGCGGGCCGGGGGCGUCGUUGGUGUAAUCACUGCAUUCUUGGGAUGGUAUAACGCAUUUGCCGGUGUGGCAGACAAGACCAACUCGUAUGUUGUUGUUCACUCAUUACCAUUACCUGGUAAUCACUUUCAUAUUUAAUUUGAGAGGUAUUUAUAUAUGUCAGGAU